AUAGAAUUUAAUUACUUGUAAAUUAACGCGAGAACUGCGAAAAUUAACUAUUCAAAAUGUUCCCACAGAUUUACGUUAUUUUUGUUAUUUCAACGUUCGUCCAAGUCUUGAGUGGAGUCAGCUGCAUAGGUGAAAUUGAUUUGAAGAGUGAUUGCAAAGCAUUGCAUACGAAAUCAUACGGUUACAAUGAUUUUUUCCCAAUUUCUAAAAAUAACGGAGGAAAAAUAACGUUGGUAUUUUACGUGAAAGGCAUACGAGAUGCUCACAUAUUACUUUCACCAACGUCAUACUUGCCACCAUCAAAGGAACAAGAAAAAGUAUACGAGAUAGUUUUGGGUGGUGCCCAAAAUACGUAUUCAACAAUCCGAAAGAGUCGAGAACGUGGAAACCUGAUUUCUUAUUAUGAGGCGAAUAUCUUUUCACCGAAUGAGUGGCGUGAAUUUUGGAUCAGUGUAUCUUCGGAUGGAAUCAUUCAAGUAGGAAAGGGUAGAGAAAAUUAUGGUUUCUUGUAUUGGAGAGAUCCGGAUCCGUACCCAAUCAACUAUUACAGCUUUUCCAGUUAUUCUGAUGUAAACGUAUAUUGGUUUCAUCAAUGCAACAUUCAAAUUGCUCUGAAAAGUAACUGCAAAGCAUUUCAUACUUCUUCAUACCAAUACAGCAAUUUUUUUCCAAUCUCUAAAAAUAACGGAGGAGAAAUAAAGUUGGUAUUUUACGUAAAAUGCGUUCAAAACGCCCUCAUAUUGCUUUCGCCAAUGCCAAUCUUGCCAACAUCAAAGGAACAAGAAAAGGUGUACGAGAUAGUUUUGGGUGGUGCCGAUAAUACAUAUUCAACAAUCCGAAAGAGUCGAGAACGUGGAAACCUCCAGGAAAAUUAUGAGAAUAAUAUUGUCUCACCGGAUGAAUGGCGUGAAUUUUGGAUCAGUGUAUCUUCGGACGGAAUCAUUCAAGUAGGAAAGGGUAGAGAAAAUUAUGGUUUCUUGUAUUGGAGAGAUCCGGAUCCGUAUCCAAUCAACUAUUACAGCUUUUCCAGUUGGUAUGGUAACGACGUACAUUGGUUCCAUCAAUGCACCAAUCAAACUGAAAAAAAUCCAUGUAUUCCUUCACCAUGCGGACCAAACAGCGAAUGUCGAGUAGAAAAUCAUCUCACAGUAUGUUCUUGCCAGAAGAACUACCUUGGUUCGCCUCCGACGACGAUGUGCAAGCCCGAAUGCAAUUCAGACUCUGAUUGCCCGCAGAACAAAGCCUGCCAAGAGCUAAAAUGUCAGGAUGUAUGUGUUGGAAAGUGUGGUUUUAAAGCGCAGUGUAAAAUGAUUAAUCACGAGCCUAUAUGCAGUUGUUCGCCCGGAUUUACAGGAAAUCCAUUCGAAUACUGCACAAAAGAAGAAAAAGAUCCAUGUAUUCCUUCACCAUGCGGACCAAACAGCGAAUGUCGAGUAGAAAAUCAUCUCACAGUAUGUUCUUGCCAGAAGAACUACCUUGGUUCGCCUCCGACGACGAUGUGCAAGCCCGAAUGCAAUUCAGACUCUGAUUGCCCGCAGAACAAAGCCUGCCGAGAGUUAAAAUGUCAGGAUGUAUGUGUAGGAAAGUGCGGUUAUAAUGCGAAGUGUCAAAUGAUUAAUCACGAACCUAUAUGUAGUUGCUCACCCGGAUUUACUGGAAAUCCAUUCGUAUACUGCAUAAAAGAAGAAAAAAAUCCAUGUAUUCCUUCGCCAUGCGGGCCAUACAGCGAAUGUCGAGUAGAACAUGAUCGCUCAGUAUGUUCUUGCCAGAACAACUACUUUGGUUCGCCUCCGACGACGAUGUGCAAGCCCGAAUGCAAUUCAGACUCUGAAUGCCCGCAGAACAAAUCCUGCCGAGAGUUAAAAUGUCAGAAUGUAUGUGUAGGAAAAUGUAUUUAUAAUGCACAGUGUCAAAUGAUUAAUCACGAGCCGAUAUGCAGUUGUUUACCUGGAUUUACAGGAAAUCCAAUCGCAUACUGCACAAAAGAAGAAGAUGGUUCUAUCAAGAUGUUACUGAUUCCCGUGUUCAUAAUAAUAUUAUUAUUCUCAAUAAUAAUAAUUGGUACUGUUUUUUACUGCAAAUACAAGAGGGAAAUGGAAAAAAGAAAAGGAGAAAUUGCGAACAUGACACGAAUGGUGAAAAAGAUCGUUGUUCAAAAACAAAUUGACACCAAUGGAGAUUUUAAGGAUAUCAUGAGCAUGCCUGUUGUUUCGAUUCAACAUUUAAUAAGUGGAAAAGGUAGAAGUGGAAUGGUAUCGGACGGAGAAUAUGAAAUGUCAUUAGACGAACGUUGGGAAUAUCCUCGAAAGAACUUGCGCAUAAUAAAACCUUUGGGGGAAGGCGAAUUUGGACAGGUUAUUCAAGCAGAAGCGAGCAAUAUUUUAGGACAGGAAAACGGAACUACAAUUGUAGCAGUGAAAAUGCUCAAAGACAAUCAUACUGACUCAGACAUGAUAGAUUUGGUAUCUGAAAUGGAGGUACUAAAAGUUCUAGGAAACCACCCAAACAUCCUACGGCUGCUUGGCUGCUGCAGCCAAGGGGGCCCCUUGCUUUUAAUUACAGAGUAUGCUGAUUAUGGAAACUUGAAACAUUUUCUUGAAAGACACCGCCGUCAAUCCACUGAACUGGCAGAAAUUACCCUGUUGGCUUAUGCUAGUCAAAUUGCAAAUGGGAUGGCUUAUCUAGCUUCGAUAAAGUGCAUUCACCGAGACUUGGCUGCUCGAAACAUUCUCGUAACAGCAGACUACACGAUGAAAAUAGCGGAUUUUGGCCUGACUAGAAAUGUAACAGAUUCGGAGUACUACAGGAAAACAACAGAAGGUAGACUUCCUAUAAAAUGGAUGGCGCCUGAAACUUUAUUCGACAACAAAUACUCGAUAAAAUCUGAUGUGUGGUCAUAUGGUGUACUAUUAUGGGAAAUUAUGACUCAUGGUGAGAAUCCAUAUCCUUCUGUUAAAACCCUUCCUGGAAUGCUUCGCGUUUUGAAUGAGAAUCGUCGACUGGAAAAGCCCCCAAACGCGUCUACAGAUGUGCACAAUUUAAUGUUGGAUUGUUGGAAAUAUGAACCUGGCCAACGUCCAAAUUUCUCAAAUAUUGUUGAACGCCUAACAGAAUUAUUAACAAAUGCUGAGGUGGUCAACGAAUCGUCGGAUGAAUCUGAUUUAAAAAGCAUAAUCUCUACAACAACCCCCACUGAAUCGGACAAAUUGAUUACAAAGUGUUCGCAUGAUGAGAAGGAUUACUUACUUACAAGUUGAACAGUAAAUACUUAAGACAAUGUUGAAAUAAUUAUUUAGAUUAAAUGUUAGGUUUUAAGAUAGGUAUUAAAAUUAGACAUUUGGGCGUUCUUUCAUUA
Molecule: messenger RNA, 3355 nt
Organism: Planococcus citri (citrus mealybug)
Lineage: Eukaryota; Metazoa; Arthropoda; Insecta; Hemiptera; Pseudococcidae
Exons: 14
Coding region: 57-3257 (1066 amino acids)
Biological process (GO): positive regulation of kinase activity; cell surface receptor protein tyrosine kinase signaling pathway; multicellular organism development
Cellular component (GO): signaling receptor complex; plasma membrane
Molecular function (GO): ATP binding; transmembrane receptor protein tyrosine kinase activity
Source: RefSeq, a predicted model, not a curated record